AUGCGGUGGUUCGGGUGGCUCAUACUCAUCAUCAUCCUCGCCCUUCUCGCGUAUGGCGGCUGGAUAGGCUACUCCCAGAUCCGCGCCCGGAGAGCCGGUCUCCCUCCACCACCAUUGAAAUCAUACCUACCGUUCACAUCCUCUCCUGCAUCGUAUGGCGACGCAAACUACCCGACUCCCCGAAGCGGUGGAAUAGUAGGCUGGUUUAAGGACAAGGUUGCAGCUCUGCGCAAUCGCAGAACACACCAGGGAUCGUACGAAGACCAUCUUGAGCCACGAGCCUACCGAGGCGGCGCUGGCAGGCCUCUUUCUGAGCAGGAUGAGCCAUGGGACACGCGCAUGGGCGCCGCCGAGCGAGAUGGUGGCUUCGGCCCGCCCGGGUAUUAUGAAGAGCAGGAACUCGGUUUUGCGCCACACACUGGCGGAUACGAUCGCAAUGCAUCUGCGUACGAUGGUGGUCUUACUCCUGGAGCGAGCCAUGAAGCAAGCCGUGGAAGAAGUCUGAGCCGUGAUCCGUCGCCUGUCAAGUUGGGACAAGGAGAUGACCCAGCUAAUCCAUUUGGAGACCAUGCUGAGGGGAGCAAUUUGAGGAAUAUGAGCCCACGGCCAGAACCUCCGGCUGGCGAGGGCUCUGCUCACGCACAGAAAGGCGUGUUCCGGGAGUCCUUGUGA
Messenger RNA from Trichophyton verrucosum HKI 0517, 672 nucleotides. RefSeq lists its product as uncharacterized. Lineage: Eukaryota; Fungi; Ascomycota; Eurotiomycetes; Onygenales; Arthrodermataceae. The record is from RefSeq and is a predicted model, not a curated record. The transcript has a single exon. The coding region runs from base 1 to 672 and encodes 223 amino acids.